Blepharisma stoltei is the source of this 1575-nucleotide messenger RNA. The record is from the annotation of a GenBank genome assembly. NCBI's taxonomy places the organism in Eukaryota, Ciliophora, Heterotrichea, Heterotrichida, Blepharismidae.
AUGGAGGAAAACAAACCCCGUGCACGCAUGGUAGACGAAGAAAUCGAAACAGAUGAAAUUGAAUACUGGGAGCGAGCAACCACAACUAACCCUCCGAAAAACAAAAAGCUCCAAGUCGACAUGACCCCCAGCAUCGACAUCGAAAAUUUAAAUCUCUCAGGUUUCCUCCAAAGAGUCAUGCCGCUUAUGGAAACCCAGCUGGACAAAGCCACCAAAGCUUUCCAAUACUACGAAGUCGAAUGAGGCGUCGACAAUGAUUUAAACAACCUUGUCACAGCUUUAUCAGGGCCUAAUAUUGAAGAAGAAUUAAAAACCGAAGUAAAAGGUGACGAAUAUUUCCUCAGAGGCGAAAAAGUGUUAGUCAUAAACUUAGCUGUAUCUUGCUUUAGCUGAAAUUGUAGAGGAACCUCAAUAGCUGUAGGAUAUACUCGAGAAGAACAUAGAGGCUGGUGUCCUCAUAAGUCAUAUAUAAGAAUAUGGACUUUAUUUAAGCGUGAACAAAAGUAUGUAGAAAUUGAAGUGGAUGGCUGCUUGACUGCUUUAAGCUUUCAUCCGACAUUGCCAAAUAUAUUAGCUGGAGGGACGUAUAACGGACAAAUGAUAUUGUGGGAUUUAGAUAAAAGCGACCCUUAUAAAACAAAUUCUAUAAUUGAUGAGUACCAGCAUAGGGAAGCUAUAACUUCUUUAUUGUGGGCUGUUUCGCCUGUAAGGCUGCCUCAGCUAUUCUCAAUUUCAACAGAUGGAAAAAUUUUGCAAUGGAAUUAUGAAAAUUUGGAAUUUCCUUUAAGAGGGUUUAUAUUGAAAAUAAAAUCGCAGCUUGAAGGAGGGCUAUGCUUUAGCAUCCCGCAUGAAGAAGAUAGCACAAUUAUAGCAGGCUCAGAAGCGGGGAAAAUCAUGAAGCUUACUUUUUCUGAGCUAAAUUCACAAAGUAUUCCAAUGGACGGUAUGAAAUGGAAACCAGAAGCUGAAAUGAUAUUAAAUAAUCUAAAUACCGGGCAUAGACAACAAGUAUAUAAAGCAGCUGUAAGAUACGCAAUGGAUAUGCAGCUGAAAGAAGUGGAGCCGAAGUGCAUUUUUUCUUGUAAGCCAGACUUGAUGAAAAUGUAUGCGAACCCAAUCACUUUUCACUAUGAAAAUCAUGAUGGGCCAGUUUUAGGGAUCGCCUGCAAUCCUUUUCAUAGGAAUUUAUUUGCAACUUGUUCUUCUGAUGGGACUAUAAGGCUUUACCAUAUAUUAUCCUCAAAGCCUAUACUUACUGUAGAACCAAAUCCGAAUAAAAGAAUAAUAUCAAUCAGCUGGUCAGAAACCAGGCCUCUGGUACUUGCUGGAGGCUCUGAUGAUGGGAAUGUCUAUAUUUAUGAUUUUUUGCAAAAUCAAUUCAACCAUGUUGCAACUUUGAAAGGGGACCAAAGAUCUAAAGUAACUGGAGUAGCUUUUAAUAAAGCGAUGAGAGAUUAUUUAGGAGUUUCAUAUAUCAGUGGAGAAGUGAAGGUCUUCCAACUGUCACCUGUUUUUACAUCAAGCCUUCCAGAUGAGCACAGGAGGCUGCUUUUAUUACUAGAGCAUGAAGAUUAA